This is a messenger RNA of Auanema sp. JU1783, 870 nucleotides long. NCBI's taxonomy places the organism in Eukaryota, Metazoa, Nematoda, Chromadorea, Rhabditida, Rhabditidae. The record is from the annotation of a GenBank genome assembly.
AUGCCGUGGCAUCCACAACCGGGUGAUCUUAUACAAUUCCAUAAGCAUGUUUACUCGCAUUGGGCAGUGUUUGUGAACGACGACUAUCUAAUUCACGUGCAAGCACCUGACGGAGGACGUAAAAGCGGAACUGUCACCAUCGGAAAGCAAAAGCUUGAUAGUUAUCUAAAUGAGCACUUCGUUGGAGUAACCCUGUGGGACUUGUUCAAUAACCAAGGAAAGUCAGGAGUGCAGCAAAUGGGAUGUCUGGCAUCGGUAAAUAACAGAUUUGAUAAGAUCAAGAAACCUUUUGCUGUGGAUGAGAUCAUCAGAAGAGCUGAAAGUAGGGCUGGGGAUAACUGGGAGUACGAUCUUUUCAAACACAAUUGCGAACACUUUGCUCACUGGUGCCGGAAUGGAGUGAAAGUGAGCAAGCAAUCGCCCAACGCCACAGUCUAUGAAACCGAAGAUGGUGCGUACGUAACAGCCCAAGCUGGUGGAACAAACCUAGGUCCUAUUGACUUUAAAUUACUGAGCUAUGACGGGGGCUACCAUAAUAGUAAUGGGCGAGCUGGAGUACACUCAAACGCUGAACUCUAUAGCUAUGGAAUUGCUAACACUGUGAGAACUACUGUUGGCAUGGAAAAUCACUACGGAGGAUACGCAGGAAGUUACGGAGCUGGAUAUCAGGCGGAGACCAAGUUUGUAAAAGCAGAUGUUGGACCCGUGAGUGCAACAUUAGGAGCUUCAAUGUCUACCGGAGUAGACUUCUCAGAUGGCGUUAAAGCAGAAGUACUUGGAACUGGCUUCCAAGCAGAUUCAGACAAAGUAACAGUCAAGUUGUUCGGAAAUUCAGUAGGAGUCACAUAUCCAUGGAAAUGGUUCAAAUGA